CCGGCGGCGAUGGCGGCGGUCGCGCGGGGCCUGGGACGCGCGGGGCUGCUGCGCGCGUGGGGGGCGCGCGCGGCGCAGAGAUGGUACGCGGUGCCCAGCGGGCCGGACGGCGAGGUGGGCAAGGCCCAGCGGGCGGCGGGCGAGGAGCUGGGCCAGCAGCCCACCAUCUUCAGCAAGAUCAUCGCCCGCAGUGUGCCCGCCACCAUCCUCUAUGAGGAUGACAAGUGCCUGGCCUUCCGGGACGUGGCCCCGCAGGCGCCCGUCCACUUCCUGGUGAUCCCCAAGCGGCCCAUUCCCCGCAUCAGCCGCGUGGGCCCCGAGGACGCCGAGCUCCUGGGGCACCUGCUGGUGGUGGCCAGCCGCACGGCGCAGGCGGAGGGACUGGCCCAGGGCUACCGCGUGGUGAUCAACGACGGGAAGCACGGCGCCCAGUCCGUCUACCACCUGCACCUGCACGUGCUGGGCGGGCGCCAGCUGGCCUGGCCGCCGGGCUGAGCGCCCCGCCGGCUCCAAUAAAGCGCCGCCGGCCGCCCCGGCUGCCCGCUG
Molecule: messenger RNA, 546 nt
Organism: Rhea pennata
Lineage: Eukaryota; Metazoa; Chordata; Aves; Rheiformes; Rheidae
Gene: HINT2
Product: histidine triad nucleotide binding protein 2
Exons: 5
Coding region: 10-495 (161 amino acids)
Cellular component (GO): cytoplasm; mitochondrion
Molecular function (GO): hydrolase activity
Source: RefSeq, a predicted model, not a curated record